This is a messenger RNA of Exserohilum turcica Et28A, 717 nucleotides long. RefSeq lists its product as uncharacterized. The transcript has 2 exons. NCBI's taxonomy places the organism in Eukaryota, Fungi, Ascomycota, Dothideomycetes, Pleosporales, Pleosporaceae. The coding region runs from base 1 to 717 and encodes 238 amino acids. The record is from RefSeq and is a predicted model, not a curated record.
AUGGCUCAACUACAAUGCUUUAGGAUUUUGGUAGCUCUAUCUCUUGUAGUGAAUAUCGCUACGCACAGUUGGGUAGAGCGACUAUAUGUAACAAAGGGGGGUGAACCAAUCGAGCCACCCGGCUACCCCCGCGGAAAUGUUUUACGCACACCAUCUUUUAGAGAUGAGGAUAUGACAUAUCGCCUCCCUCCUGCAGAGCGCAACGAAAUUUGGCAAAGUGAUCUCGCAUGCAAAUCUAGUCAGAUAACGUACAACCAGACAACCGGAAGUCCAAGUCUUCGUGCACAACCAAACGAUACUGUGAUACUUCUCUACCAGGAAAAUGGGCAUGUCACCAAGGUAGCAGAUGAUCCUGGUCAUGCGACUUCUGGGACAAUUGCAGUAUUUGGUACGUUGCACUCAUUGCCUACUGACACCCUGCAGUACCUCGCACUACCUAAAGACGAUGGAGGGGCAUACGAUCUGCUAGAACUGGCUAGUUAUGAUGACGGGUUAUGUUAUCAGGAUAACAAGACGCCUAUUGCCCUUGAACGGCAAUCUUUACAUCAUCGACCUUCUCUUCCUGAGGAAGGGACAGAUGUCUGGUGCGGUAUAACCAUUCAACUGCCCAAACAUGUUCAAAAGGGUCAGAUUUAUACUUUGGUGUGGGUCUGGAACUUCCAGGGAAUCGGGUUUGAUGAAGUAUACACAACGUGCAUAGAUAUUAUUAUGUAUUAG